This is a messenger RNA of Fusarium redolens, 1595 nucleotides long. RefSeq lists its product as uncharacterized. The record is from RefSeq and is a predicted model, not a curated record. The transcript is spliced from 2 exons. NCBI's taxonomy places the organism in Eukaryota, Fungi, Ascomycota, Sordariomycetes, Hypocreales, Nectriaceae. The coding region runs from base 49 to 1341 and encodes 430 amino acids.
CAUGAUUACCAUUCUCCUCUUCCCACGCAUCACAAACUCACCACUAAAAUGGACCGACUAGCCCCAGAGAUCAUAUCUAAUAUCAUUUCACACCUUGUACCAUAUGAGUAUUUCUCGCCAGCUAAAUUCUACGACGAAACCAGACCUCCAAUACGCUGUCUCGCACAUCUAGCAGCACUAUGUCGCCAUUGGCAACCUCUCAUUGAAGAAGCAUCAUUUCGUGAGCUCAAGUUGACCUCAGAGUCGGUCUCUUAUGCAAUUGAGAACGGCAUUCUCACCCCCAGGCGUCUUUCGUAUAUUCGUCGGCUCGAUUACUCGUUUCCAUCACCAGAUGAAGCAUCUCCUCCAACAGUAAGCCCCGAAACUGACUCGGGUUUUCUGCCUCUUCUACAGUUACUCGCUCAAAUACCUUUGCAAGAGGAGCCGCUCGUCGAACUCCUCGUUACUAUUCCUUCCGCAUUUCUCAGAGGACCCAAAUAUCUGAGUAAACUGGAAGACCACGUCCAGGACAAUUUCGAGAGCAUCAACACAUGUCUCCCAGAAGUGCCCAUGAUACGACAUUUGUUCUUCAGCGAUGGUUUUGACCGCUUUUUCUAUUCUCCACGCUCUAUCUGCUUAAUAGCGGGUACGAUGUCGCGUCUGAGAUCACUUGCUCUGAGUCUGACGUCUGGAAGAAGAUCGAAUGAUUCAGUAAACGAGAGAAAUGACCUUGGACGGUCGUUGCAUGGUUUGCCUUCAUCAAUUCAUCAGUUCGACCUCGAUUACUCUGUGAGACCAUCCUUGCCGAAAGAUGCCCUGGCUCCUGUCGGCGCAGAAGAAGAUAUUUUGAGUCGAGAGCUAUACCGAUUCUCACAAAGAGAGGGACUGAAAGAUUUCUCCUUUGAGGGGAGCAUCGAACCUACUAUCUUCUGGCCAUCAGAGUCAGAUACAGCUGAAGACCCUUACUGGCCAAGCCUCAAAGCUUUCGUCCUCACUCCACAUGAUAUCUCACCCUCAGGGAGGCGGCUCCUUGUCCAUAAACCCUGGCGAUCAGCAGAUAACGCCACCGAUUGGCGUCGUAUGUAUCCCGUUGACGAUGUGGUGAACGAAUAUUUUGUGGCGGCGGCGCGAUGUGUAUCUCGCAUGCCAAAGGCGGAAUAUCUCUCUAUAGAGCUCAAAGACUCGUGGUACACGAAUCUUGUUUUCUGCACCGGGUAUCCUGACGACCCUGAGGAGCCGAUUUUGAGACUCUCAGGAGGAGGAGGCCCCAAGAUCUUUGAGGAGACUGAGCAGGAAUGGCGGAAGACGGUGGGCAUUCACAACUUGGAGUUUUCUAUGGAGGUUGAUGAGGAGCAGAGCUAGGCAUAAAAAUCCGGGUGUAGUCGGAGGCUGAAUGUGAAUAUUCGCAAGGUUAAUUGACUCUGUUGGGCAUCUCACUGUUGGAUCUUGCUGAAGAUGUAUCAAGCAGCUCCUAUUAACUCACGGUCAUAACUCAAAUACAUAGCCACGCUAGAGGGUAGCAGAAAACCUAGGACUAAAUUCCUGAGUAAUAAAAGGGGUUAAAUAAAAUUAGGAUACUUUAGGGUAGUUUAUAAUAAACUUAGUACACUGUUUGA